Messenger RNA from Prorocentrum cordatum, 366 nucleotides. The record is from the annotation of a GenBank genome assembly. Lineage: Eukaryota; Dinophyceae; Prorocentrales; Prorocentraceae.
AUGACAGCAGGCUCUGUUGCUGCUCAGCAAGACGUGGGAGGUGAAGUCGGACCCGACGUCCUUAGUUACGGCGCUGGGAUCAGGGCGUACGACAAGGGCAAUCAGUGGCAACGUAGUUUAGCGCUGCUCGGCCAGAUUGCGCGAGGUGAUGUUGGAGCCCAGCGUCAUCUGUGUUACCACAACGGGAUCAGCAGGGUCGAGAAGGGCAAGCAGUCGCAGCAGGCCUUGUCGCUGCUCCGCACGACGUGGGAGGCAAAAGUGAAGCCCGACAUCAUCAGCUGCAGCGCUGGGAUCAGCGCGGGCGGAAAGAGCGACCAGCGGCAGCGCUCAGGAAGACGUGGAAGGCGAAAUUGGAGCCCGCCGUAG